Trifolium pratense (red clover) is the source of this 2646-nucleotide messenger RNA. RefSeq names its product protein NETWORKED 2A-like. Gene Ontology annotation, molecular function: actin binding. The record is from RefSeq and is a predicted model, not a curated record. The transcript has 2 exons. Lineage: Eukaryota; Viridiplantae; Streptophyta; Magnoliopsida; Fabales; Fabaceae. The annotation marks the transcript as partial.
CAUGCAAACAAAUGCUUAACAGAUAUGGAGGAGAUAGUGGCCGAGACCCUCAAAAUAAUUGACAACAGUGGGGACUCGUUUGCCCAAAGGGCAGAAAUGUACUACAGGAAGAGACCAGAACUCAUAAAUUUUGUGGAAGAAGCCUUUAGAGCAUUUAGAGCACUAGCAGAGAAAUAUGAUCAUCUAUCAAAGGAGCUACAAAGUGCGAACCGAACAAUUGCCACUGCUUUCCCCGAACAAGUCCGUUACAGAAUAGAUGAGGAUGAAGAUGAAGAAAGUUUCCCUGAAACUAAUUCAUCAAUUCCAAACCCUAAUAACCAAACAGAAAAUCAAGGCAACAUUCCUAAACCUCCGAGUAUCCCGAAGAAACAUAAUCGAACUCCAUCUAUGUUGCUCUCAAAAAAAGCAACACAUAGGAGAAGUGGCAGUGCUGCAAAAUCUUUUUCAAAUUCAAUAGUUCUAAGUUCCGGUUUGAGCAAGGUUGAAGCAUUAGCCGAAAUAGACAAACUUCAGAAAGAUAUUUUGGCAUUGCAGACUGAAAAAGAGUUUGUAAGGAGCUUGUAUGAAAAUUCAUAUGAAAAGUAUUGGGAAAUUGAAGACAAAAUUACAGGAAUGCAAAAAAGAGUUUGCAGUUUGCAAGAUGAGUUUAGUAUUAGUACAGUUAUUGAAGAUAAUGAUGCAAGAGCUUUAAUGGCAGCCACGGCGUUAAAUUCAUGUAAAGAAACCCUAGAUAAGUUGAAAGAGGUUCAAGUACAAUCAUCCGAGGAAGCUAAAGAAGCAUUCCAAAAGUUUAAGGAAGCUCAUCACAAAUUUGAAAACCUUAGAAGUAACUUGGUUUCCAAGCAAACAAAUCAGCGAGAUGAGGAAACAGAUUCAAAAAGUAAAGAUGAAGAAGAGAUAGAACUUAGCUUGGAAGAAAAUAUGCACGUGCAUGAUGACUUAGCGUCGUUGCAAGAGAGGAUUAAGGAAAAGCUUGAGGAAGGUUCGGGAGAUUCGCUUACGAUGACAGAAAUUGCAGAGAUGAUUGAUGAGCUUGUAAGUAAGGUUGUUAGUUUGGAAACGGCGGUUACUUCUCAGAAUUCAUUGGUAAAGAGACUGAAAUCAGAAGCUGAUGAACUUCAAACAAAUAUACAAAGUUUAGAAGCGGACAAGGAAAUUCUUAUUGAAGAUUCAGAAAAUAGUUGCAAGAGGAUGAAAGAAUUGGAAGAGGAGUUGAAGAGAGUUAAAGCUCUCAACAAAAGUGUCGAAAUGCAAGAUAAGAAUCUCCAAACAAACAUUCAUGAAGCUAGUUUUAAUCUUGAACAUCUUUCAGGAAGAUUGAAAAAUGUGAAGCUAGAUGAGGAAGGGGAUAAUUUGGUCCUUUCCAAUUCCGAGAAUACAGUUUUUUUUGAUGGAAAACUAAGUGAGAAUUUUGAAAAACAUGAUGAUAAGUCUAGUUUGAAGGAAAAUAUUGAUUUUAGGACUGAAGUGACGCCGGAGCUAACACAACAGGAUAAGGUUGAAUCACUUGAUGUUGAAACUGGGGAGGAAAAAGAUCAAACUAACUUGAAUCAGAUGUUUGUAAGUGGAUCAGAUGACAGAGAAAAAAUUAUGUUGGACGAGUACACGUCGGUUUUAAAGAACUAUAACGAUGUAAAUGACAAGCUCAACGAUACGGAGAACAAAAAUCGGAACAGCAUUUUCGAAUUGGCACUUCAGGUGAGGGAAUUGAAGGAUGUAGUUGCCACUAAGGAUGAAGAGAUAAACAUUUUACAAAGGAAGCUUACCUUUAAAGAAAGAAAUCCGGAUGAAAGUCCUCGUACCACUUUAAAUGAGGAAGCGCCUCUUGAAAACGCCUCUUCAGAUAUAGGUAGCACUUCUUUUGGAAACACGGGAAAUAAUGACACAAGGACAAGAUUAAUUUUGGUGAGAGAAAAACAAAGUUACAAGAACCGUUCCCUUUCACCUCUAGAAAAGAAAUUCCGUUCUGAAAUCGAUGAUUUGCUCGAGGAGAAUUUAGAGUUCUGGUUGAGGUUCAGCACUUCAGUUCAUCAGAUUCAAAAGUUCCAAGAAUCUUUAGAGGACUUAAAAGCAGAACUAAGAAUAAUAAAGCAUAAUAACCUUGUGUCAGAAAACAAGAUGUCAUCCAAAGCUAUAAAAUCAGAAAUAAAGCCAAUAUUUAGACAUUUGAGAGAAAUAAGAACCGAGUUAUCAUUAUGGCUAGAACACAAUGAAGUGUUGCAAGAUGAGUUACUAGCUAGACAUCCAUCAUUAUGCAGCUUACAAGAUGAAAUAGCAAGUGCGGCGAAUCCAGAUUCAUCGUCGAGCAACGGUGAACUUAGUGAGCAUCAGGCUGCAAAGUUUCAAGGUGAAGUUCUCAACAUGAAACAAGAAAGCAACAAGGUUUCUAGCGAACUGGAAGAAGGUUUGAGUUAUGUAAAAGAACUUAAAAUUGAAGUUGAGAAAAUACUCGACGAAUUGAGUCAAACAAUGGGAGAUAACAAUAAUGAUAUGAAACAAUCCACAAGCCGCGCUAAAUUACCUUUAAAGUCUUUCUUAUUUGGAAUCAGGUUAAAGAAGCAAAAACAAUCAAUGUUUGCAUGUGUCACUCCAACAUUACAGAAACAAUACAGUGAUCUAGAAGAAGCUGAUGAUGCCCCAAUAUAG